Mesocestoides corti is the source of this 363-nucleotide messenger RNA. The record is from the annotation of a GenBank genome assembly. NCBI's taxonomy places the organism in Eukaryota, Metazoa, Platyhelminthes, Cestoda, Cyclophyllidea, Mesocestoididae.
AUGGCUCUUUUAUUUGCGGAUGCACUAAUCCAGUCAUGUUCUGUUUCGUUGGUUUAUCAAGAAGUCGGUACAGAUGCAGCACCGGUGCAGAACAACUCAAAGAGGAUGAUCAUUGAAGAAGUGACGAAUACUACAGCCAAAAAAACAGAUUUGCAUACCGCGGAAACUGUGGAAGCCAGCGACGAUGACGACGACGAAGCCUCCCCAGUGGCUCUAAUCGAAGAACUAGGUGAGGUGGGAUGUGGAGAAGGUCGACAGCAAAACCACCAUGACUCUGAAGUGGCACCCGAGGCAGCCUCAGCAGAUGUGGAAGCCGUUGGUCACAAGUGGUGUUGUGCCGCCACUGCCUGUGAAAACCCUUGA